Messenger RNA from Colletotrichum abscissum, 1785 nucleotides. RefSeq lists its product as uncharacterized. NCBI's taxonomy places the organism in Eukaryota, Fungi, Ascomycota, Sordariomycetes, Glomerellales, Glomerellaceae. The transcript is spliced from 3 exons. Gene Ontology annotation, cellular component: nucleus. Gene Ontology annotation, molecular function: zinc ion binding; transcription cis-regulatory region binding; DNA-binding transcription factor activity, RNA polymerase II-specific. The record is from RefSeq and is a predicted model, not a curated record. Bases 1 to 1785 code for a protein of 594 amino acids. Gene Ontology annotation, biological process: positive regulation of transcription by RNA polymerase II.
AUGAGGCCUAGCGCUGAUCGCAUAUCCUGCCGGCCUUCCGAUCCGCCGGGUCUGCCAUUUGAUAAGAAAAACACCCCGCCCCCCAACCUUCACCACCGCGGCCUCCACACCUUGCCCGGACCCAACUCCACGCAAACAUCCAACAUUAAAGACACUCGGCAGCCAACCAACGAUGUUCCAUCCAUCAUGCCAGACGCGUCCCACGCUUCCAAUUCGUGCUGGACCUGUCGGCAGAAGCGGGCCAAGUGUGACAGACUCCUUCCGACUUGCCUCCGCUGUACCUCCUUGAAGCUUCGGUGUCAAGGAUAUGAUCGACCGAAGAGGUUGGUGUGGACCAAUAGUGUGGCCAGCCGAGGCAAGAUGAUGGGAAAAGCCACAUACGACGCAGAUCAAGAACCGAAUGAUGAUCUUAUCGCCGCAAGGCCUUGUCAGUCUGGCCGUCUCGCAGUGGGACACCCUCGGGACACUUUGCGCGAAGCACUGCCGGCAUCACUUGACGUGUCAUGGUCUCUCAUCGAUCCUGACCUGCAAGACUUGUCAGUUGAUUGCCGGAAGUACAUACGCUAUUUUGACAUGGAAAUGUCCAAGGAAUGUGUCGUUUACCAGACAUCCAGCAAUCCUUUCUUGUCCCUGAUGCCGCUUAUGUCCAGAAGUCAUGCCUUGUCCCAUGCGAUGAUCGCAAUCUCGGCCUUUCACUACUCUCAUCGGCUGGUCAUCAGCCAGAUGCAAAUUUCCUGUGCGGAAAGAAGGCUUCUUGAAGUUGAGAAUACUUCACUGUGGCAUAAGUCACAGGGACGCGACUGGCAGCUGAGGCAGCCAAACUUCUCGCCCUCACUGCGUGUAGCUCUAGCUCAUAAGCAAAGAGCCUUGCAAUAUCUCAAGAUAGAAAUCCAGGACGACGAUGUGACAAACAACGAUGCCGCAGUGGCAGCUAUCGUUCUAUUUAUCUGCAUGGACGUGGUUGAGUUUGGCAGCCGUGGAUGGGAGCAUCACCUGGGAGGUGCUGGUGAAAUACUCCAACAGCGUAAAGCUACCCUUCAGAAUCGCAGUAUUGGAGCCGAUCAUUGGCUGGAAUAUUUUGACACAGCCUACACGACAUUUGGGAUCAUCGGCGCAACACUGGCGCCAGCAAAGGGCUCUUUCGCUCAGCAACUAGCAUCCCUUGAUCCGUCUCUCCUAAGGAUCUUGCGCCAGUCGGAAGAUCAAACUUGGGUUGGCUGUCCUGCCGAGCUGCUGUACCUAGUUUCCGUCAUCAACUCUUUGCGAUCACUCUCGACGUGUUCUGAGACAGAGCAGUUGAAGGUCGAUGAGCUGUGCAAAGGUCUCGACAACUUCUCGCCAUCAGCUUGGGCAGAGAAUUUCCCAGAUCCGGAGCACUAUCAGUCACGAUCGCACCUUGCGCACGCUUACAAGGCGGCGGUUGAAGUUUACGCCUCUCACAUUGUAGGGCCGCUGCUCGAUCAAGGGCAUAAUCUCUCUGACCUGUAUCUCGAAGGGGUAACUCGAUCCGGCAUACUCCAUAUGCUCUCCAUUUCAGCCCAGGACUUCCAUGUGAAGAGCCUGGUGUGGCCGGCCUUUGUCGUUGGGGCAGAGAUCCAAGCGGCCGAUCUUAAGAUUAUGGUACGGGAAAUCUUCAGGAAUAUCUGGAUAUCGUCGUGUUGCUACAAUGUUAGAAAUGCCAUUGAGAUGCUGGAAAGGAUCUGGGCCCGAGACGAUGAUGAGAAGAUGGCAAAGUCUUGGCUCAACUAUCUCUGGUCACUGGAAGAUAGUUGGCUAUUCCUUUAG